AUGAAGCGAAAGGCUGCCGAUGUUCACGACUUCGAGAUCGGACCGAGUCCGGCGCGACCUUCUCCGCCGCACUGGCAGGCAGCCGAUUUCCCGCAUGGCCCGUGUCCGCGCACCGACGCCUUCUCGCCAAACGCCUCCAUAGCCCUCGUGGGGCUGCGUGGCGUCGGGAAGUCGACGAUCGGUGUCAUUCUGUCGUCGAUGCUACGCCGGCGCCUCAUCGAUGGCGACGUCUACUUUGUCGGCUCGACGGGAAUGUCAAUCGCGCAGUACGUCAACAUCCACGGAUGGCCGGGCUUUCGCGCGAAAGAGGCCGAGCUCAUGGAUGAGAUCUUGCGAGAAAACGGAACCGACACCGUGAUCGUCUGUCCCAGCGGCUGCGUGGAAACGGCGAGUACGAGAUCGCGGCUACAGGAGUGGAUGAAUCACCGGCCUGUCGUGCAUAUCAUUCGCAACGAAGACGAGAUUCGGGAUUACCUCCAGCCGCAGUCGCCAGCGUCCUCCCCUUCGCAGCGACCCAACCCCCCAGGGAACACUCUACGCCGCUUAGUGGCGCGACGGGAGCCUAUGUAUUCGAGCUGUUCAAACCUUGUGUUCUACAACAUGUGGGACAAGCAACAACACCCGACAGUUUCCUCGGGCCGGUAUUCGCCCUCGGCACCCACACUGAAGAAUGUCGAACAAGAUUUCCUGCGCUUGCUCAAUUUCGUGUUUCGGCGAGAAAUGGCCCCGGUCUGGGAUUGGCACGGACCCCACCCGUCAUCAGCACCGGUAGCAACCGCUGUCGAGGAGAGGUCGUAUACGUAUGCUCUCAGGAUGCCUCCAAAUCCUUCCUUCGGGACCAUCGUCCGUGCCCCGGUGAUGCUCGAGGAAUUGGGCGAGACUGUCGAUGCGUUCGAUCUGAGGAUUGAUUUCUUAUUGCAUCCCACGAUAAGCCCCGCAGUGGACCGCCGAAGCUUCUCGACACUAUGCUUCAUAGCGGAACAGUUCGCUUGCAUCAGGAGGCGUACUUCGGUACCCGUUGUCUACCAUGUCAAAACCGAGCACCAGGGAGGAUGUUUCCCAGCACACCCCGGAAACAUCAACCAGGAGAAAGCAUACUUCCAUCUUCUGUAUCACGGCAUUCGGCUCGGUGCCGAAUACGUCAUCGUGGAGCUAAACUACAAUGCCCAGAUGAUCUCCGAUUUGGUGGCUCGGAAGGGUGCAACAAAGAUUAUUGGAGCCCACUUCGAAAGACAAGGCACGAAUUUCGACUGGGACAGUCCGGAGCGGCUGCAGCUGUAUGAACGAGGAGCACGGUUGGGAUGUGAUAUCGUCAAGCUGGGCCAGAAAGCAAACAGCAUGCAGGACAACUUUGCCGCAAUCGCGUUUACCCACGCCGUGGAGAAGCGGCGAAGCGCUGGUGACAGAAUCCUCCCGGGGUUGAUGGCUUUCAACACGGGAAGUUUGGGCAAACUCUCGCGUUCUCUCAACAAGACGUUGUCGCCGGUGACACAUACACUACUACUUCAACGCCAGCAGCUUGCGGGAGUCACGGGCGAUGAGGACAAGAUCGACGGCAAGCCAGAAGAUGAGGAGGAUAUGACCCCACAAGAAGCCAUAUCGGCCAUUCACGCCUGCGGCAUCCUGCCUCGCCUCAAUUUCUGCAUUCUGGGCUCAGCUAUCCGCCACUCCCUAUCGCCGGCUAUGCACAACGCCGCCUACAAAGUCUACGGGAUGCCGCAUAGCUACCGUAUUUGCGAGACACCCACCAUCAAUCAACUACUAACGGUGGUGCAAGACCCAGCAUUCGGUGGAGCGAGUGUAACACUUCCUUUCAAGCUCGAAAUCAUCCCGUUGAUCCACACGCUGUCGGAUCAUGCUCGUGCCAUCGGCGCAGUGAACACCAUCAUCCCAAUACGGCCCACGGACAACAAAACUCCGGUGGCGUUGCACGGCGAUAACACGGACUGGAUCGGAAUCCGCACGUGUGUGCUGCGAUACCUGACGCCAGUGAAUGCCAUCACGAGCAGCACAACAUCGCUCGUUAUCGGCGCUGGAGGAAUGGCAAGGGCUGCCAUCUAUGCGCUGCAGAAGAUCGGGGUGGAGAACAUCUUCCUCUGCAACCGGACAGCAUCGCGCGCGAUGGAGAUUGCCGAGUACUUCAACAGCAAACGAGUCGGCGACCGAACACCGGAGAGGGCCAGUCCGAGUUCGCCCAGCAUCGUCCGAUACCUGUCAUACUCGGAAGUUUCGUGGCCGACCGGAUACCGGCUGCCGACAAUUGUGGUUUGCUGCAUCCCCGCACACUCGAUCCAGGGUGCGCCGCCGGCAAACUUUACGCUGCCGAACAAGUGGCUCGAGAGUCCCACGGGUGGCGUAUGCGUCGAGCUUGCAUACAAACCCCGGGUUACACCACUGUUGCACCAGAUCCGCACGCUGGCGCAAAAGGGCUGGAUCGGAGUCGAUGGCCUAGAAGUCUUGCCAGAGCAGGGUUUUGCACAGUUCGAGUUGUUUUUGGGUAGGAAGGCGCCGAGGAGAGUGAUGCGAGAUGCGGUCGAGCAGGCUUAUGUACAAGAGCGGAAGUAG
This is a messenger RNA of Tricharina praecox, 2565 nucleotides long. Its product is annotated as type I 3-dehydroquinase-domain-containing protein. The record is from RefSeq and is a predicted model, not a curated record. Gene Ontology annotation, molecular function: shikimate 3-dehydrogenase (NADP+) activity; 3-dehydroquinate dehydratase activity. NCBI's taxonomy places the organism in Eukaryota, Fungi, Ascomycota, Pezizomycetes, Pezizales, Pyronemataceae. Gene Ontology annotation, biological process: chorismate biosynthetic process; shikimate metabolic process. The coding region runs from base 1 to 2565 and encodes 854 amino acids. The transcript has 2 exons.